Molecule: messenger RNA, 3411 nt
Organism: Ceratina calcarata
Lineage: Eukaryota; Metazoa; Arthropoda; Insecta; Hymenoptera; Apidae
Product: luc7-like protein 3
Exons: 7
Coding region: 97-1164 (355 amino acids)
Biological process (GO): mRNA splice site recognition
Cellular component (GO): U1 snRNP
Molecular function (GO): mRNA binding
Source: RefSeq, a predicted model, not a curated record
CGAAGCUCAAAAGCUGCACAGUUAUAUAUAUUGUACAAUAUAUAAAUCAUCAGUGAUCCUCUUGAUAAACGCGAAUUAAAUCGAGAAUUCGGAAAUAUGGCUGCUGCCGCUGCCGCUGCUUUGCUGGACGAGCUUAUGGGAAGGAACAGGAAUGUUCUUCCCAACGAGAAACCUAAAGAACUUAACUGGGAGGACCCUGAGUUUUGUAAAUUGUAUUUAGUUAAAUUCUGCCCGCACGAUUUGUUCGUUAACACGCGAGCGGAUCUUGGCGCGUGUUCCCGAGUGCACGAUGAUGAGGCCAGGGAAUUGUUUGAGAAGGCUCCGUACUCGUAUCGGAAGCAGCAAUACGAGGACGAGUUUAUCAGAUUUUGUCAAAGUAUGUUGAACGAGGUCGAGAGAAAGAUAAUCAAAGGAAAACAACGGUUAGCGCUCAUAGGAAGAACGGAAGCGCCUACAUUGACACCGGCUCAGACUCAGAGAAACGAGGAGCAAAUUGCACUUUUAACUGAGAAGAUUAAUAAAUUGGUAGAGGAGGCUGAGCAAAGUGGUAUACAAGGCAACGUGGAACAGGCUCAAGGCUUAAUGAGAUUGUGCGAUCAAUUAAAGGAAGAACGGGAAACAUUGAGAAAAUCUAAUGACAAUAGCCAUUACAAUCAGACUGCUGAAUUAGCUGCUGCCCAGGAGAAACAAAUGGAGGUAUGCGAUGUCUGUGGUGCAUUUCUUAUUGUUGGAGAUGCUCAGCAAAGAAUCGACGAUCAUUUAAUGGGUAAACAACAUGUUGGCUAUGCUAGAUUAAAGAGUGCUCUUCAAGAAAUUAUGAGUAAACGUGAGAAAGCCAGAGAUGAAAAAGAACAGAGAAGGGAAGAAGAUAGGAAACAGAGAGCGCGUGCUAAUGAAGAGCUCGAUAGACGAAGAAGAGAUGACAGAGACAGGGACAGGGAACGGGACAAGCGCCGCAGACGUGAAGAUGAUAAAGGCAGGCACGAUUCAGGCAGUCACAGAAACUCGGGACACAGAAGUAGAAGCAGAUCAAGAGACAAGCAUGACAGACAUCGAGAUGAUGAUCACCGACGCCAUGCUCGGGACAAAGGGAAUCGUGAUCAUCGAAGCUCGAGUCAUCACAACCGACGCCGCCAUCGAUCUCGAAGUCGAAGUCACAAGUAACUACUCUUGAUUGGUUAGUGAGUGAGAAGUAAGCCAGGUAUGCACUAAACAAUAUACCAUAUUCGUCUCAAUUACUGUACAGGUUGUUUACCAGGUGAGUUCUCAUUAGAUGCACAUAAUAUAUACAUGAUAAUUAUCUGUAAUUUUGAAGAGAAAGAGAGAACGGCAUAGUCACAGCGAGCCAGUGUCUCUGGUGCCUGCCUAUUAAUCGGAGACACACUCUUAUUAAAUGUUCAUAUGGACCUGUUUGUACAGCGUUUAAUUUUGAAAGUGACGAGCUUGCUCUGUGUAAACGUAUUACUGAAUGAAAAACGGUGUGCAUCGAGGUAAUGUCGAGCAAAGGAAUAGUAAAGUUGUUCCCAUCCGAAAGGUAUUUUUAUCAUGUAGUAUUAUAGAUAUUGUCUACAGAGCAAGAUAGGAGAAGGUAUACCUAUGCUUGCUUUGAUUCGGUAUAAUGUCUUCAUAGGGUAAAUCAAUUAUGUAAUUUCAAUGAUUGCAUAGCUUUUUGUCGAAAAGAAAUUAGUGGUUUAGUGGAGGGAAACAGUGCCUACUUCCGUAGACCUGCCACAACAGUGCCCUGUGUGUGACUGUGACUAUACAAUCCUAGCUUCUACUACGCAUUUCUGAGGUAUUUAUAUCGGAAUGAUAAUACCAAACAUGUCCUUUUAUUAGGAAAGUUAGACAUUUUUCAAAUUGGUGAUAUCUUUAUUUCCGAGCGGUAUAUAUUCAAGUGCUUAAAAAAAUUGUGAUAACAAAAUCUUUCCUGCUCUUACCUUCCCUACCUCCCCGACUGCGAUUUAUUGGACCGUUCGAAUCAAGACUAAGCAGCGUUUUAUCAGUCAAUAGGUCAGGUGAAAUAUCUGCUACGGAGUCGAAGGAACAAUUUUAAUCAUUUGAACAGAGAUCAAAAAUACGAUUCUGAUAGCCCUAGGGCUGUGUAAACGAUCAGCAGUGAAUAAUUCGAGAUUAUAACUUGGUAUACAGUCGUAUGGUAGCCCUUUGAACGUUCGUUUAUGAAAGUUCAACAAACGUGUGUCGUAUACGAUGCAUAUUCUUCCCUUUGCAUGCCUUUUUCUCCGUUAUUUUUAGUUGUGAAAGAUAGGACAUGGCAAAGCUCAGUCAAAUUUUCUUAUUAGAUAAUCGUGAUUCAAACAGUUUUAUGGUACAGCUACAGAUUUAAAGGUUGACGACAGGUCACGUGGAUUGUGUCGUACGGCACUUCGAGGACGUCCCUCUUUUAAUCAUAUCUUGUCUUAUUCUUUUCGCCGCGCCCUUCAUUUCGGCUUUACAGAAAUCUCGUACUUUAUGCGCGCACCACAUUUGUGUGACUCAUAUCGACUUACAAUAAUUAUCGACUCAUUUGCACACUUGAUAAUCUGCUUUCUGGAUCACUUAGAUUAAAACAGUAUGUAUGUAAUACAAAAGUAAUAGCCUGCGUAAGAAGGGCUCGUCCUGUGUCGUUACACUGGGACGAGACAGUUCCAAAGAAAAUAAGUAAUUCUCACCGUCAUCGUUCAAUAUUUUCACUUCGCCUUCAUUUCAUCCUUAUAUUACUGUACUACUUUAACCAGCAGCCAUUGCUUACAGAUAUUUGAUAAAUACAUAGUCUAUAGAUUGGAUCUUGUACAACGUAAUACAUAUUUUUUUUAAUUCCGAUGUUGCAAGACGAUUCAAUUACGUAAAUUGCUUUUUCACACAUGUAGCCGAGAGAAACAUGAAAAUAUUUUGAUAAAUGCGUCUUGUUUAGCGUAAGAUUAACAAAUAAUACAGAUAUAUUAUCCUGCUAUUCGAAAACGGCGGAUAUUAAUAUGAACAAAAAUAUAAUGAUAUAUCAUCGUUUUCCAAGACUUUAUUAUCUCUUUUCAGACAGAAGUCAUGCCAUGGGGACGUAACCGAUGCAACAGGCUCACGUGCACACUGCUUAAUGUAAUAUUAAGGUAAAGAUUUUGCAUAAUCUCAAAACAAAUUUCAAUAAUGAAUUUUAUACAAUUGCGUUUGAGUUCAUUUUUCGUCGUGUCCUUGUUCUAUGAAAGUUGAUUACGAUAAAUCGAAUAAUUAUAAUGCCGGAAAGAAUUUAAAUUUCAAUUUUACUAGUAAUUUAUUCAUAUUCGAAAGCAAAUGUUAAUUUAGGCUACACACAUAUAUAAUAGAUAGAUAUAAAACAGACGGAGAUGAAUUUGUUUAUACUUUGGAUUGUAAUACUCAUAAGAUUGUUAGUUAAAACAAAUAAACCAGUACAACAAUGAA